CUCCUCUCUGUCUGUUAGGUGAAAUCAGUGAAGACUGGAUCAGUGUUCUGGACCAUAGGCUGCUGCCUCUCAUACUUCUACAUGGUGUCUGCAUGGGGAGGCUACGUCUUCAUCAUCAACCUGAUUCCUCUCCAUGUGUUUGUCCUGCUGCUGAUGCAGCGCUACAGCAGACGAGUCUACAUCGCUUACAGUACGUUCUACAUCGUUGGUCUGGUGCUCUCCAUGCAGAUCCCCUUUGUGGGGUUCCAACCAAUCAGGACCAGCGAACACAUGGCUGCAGCAGGUGUGUUUGCAUUGCUCCAGGCCUAUGCCUUCCUCCAGUACCUGAAAGACAGACUGACCAGACAGGAGUUUCAGACCCUCUUCUUCCUGGGGGUCUCUCUGGCUGCUGGGGCGGUCUUCCUCACUGUUAUAUACCUGACUUAUACAGGACACAUCGCUCCUUGGAGUGGUCGAUUCUAUUCACUGUGGGAUACAGGGUAUGCUAAGAUCCACAUCCCCAUCAUAGCUUCUGUGUCGGAGCACCAGCCCACCACCUGGGUGUCGUUCUUCUUCGACCUCCACAUCCUGGUCUGUACCUUUCCUGCUGGACUCUGGUUCUGCAUCAAGAACAUCAACGACGAGAGAGUCUUCG
Salvelinus fontinalis (brook trout) is the source of this 634-nucleotide messenger RNA. RefSeq names its product dolichyl-diphosphooligosaccharide--protein glycosyltransferase subunit STT3B-like. The annotation marks the transcript as partial. Gene Ontology annotation, molecular function: dolichyl-diphosphooligosaccharide-protein glycotransferase activity. Lineage: Eukaryota; Metazoa; Chordata; Actinopteri; Salmoniformes; Salmonidae. The record is from RefSeq and is a predicted model, not a curated record. Gene Ontology annotation, biological process: post-translational protein modification. The transcript is spliced from 6 exons. Gene Ontology annotation, cellular component: membrane.